AUGGAACAUAUUGACUUCCCUUCUCCUAAGUUUCCGACAUGGCAUCACAUCUUCACCAUUGUUCUCUUGUUGUGUUCCUACAACCGAGUCUCCUUCGCCUCCAAUAAUGAAACGGAUAGGAUUGCGUUGCUGGAGUUCAAGUCGGGAAUAACUUUAGAUCCCUUCGGGGUGUUCAGCUCAUGGAACGACAGCAUUGACUUCUGCCGGUGGUCUGGUGUUACGUGUAGUCGCCGGCACCACAGCCGAGUCACGGUAUUGGACCUAAAUUCACAGAAGCUCUCGGGAUCAAUCUCCCCUCACGUCGGGAACCUCAGCUUCUUGAGGGAAUUACGGCUUCAAAACAAUAGUUUUGACCAUGAAAUCCCACGGCAAAUUGGACGGCUGCACCGCUUACGUUUCUUAGAAUUGUCCAAUAACUCUCUGGCGGGGGAUAUACCCAGGAACAUAUCAGGUUGCACGAACCUUAUUGGCAUUGGAUUGCGGAAUAACAGACUGACUGGACAAGUUCCCAGAGAGCUCGGUACGCUAUUGAAGCUUCAGCAUCUUGUUUUAAUGGCAAACAAUUUGUCAGGAAGCAUCCCUCCAAGCAUUGGCAACUUAUCGUCCCUCGAGGAUCUUUAUCUUACUUUUAACUCCUUGAGUGGGAGCAUUCCUGGGGCUCUUGGCCAACUAACCAAACUAGCCACACUUACUUUGGGAUUCAACAUGCUUUCCGGUACGCUCCCUGCUUCCCUCUUCAACCUGUCUUCAUUGACUCAAUUUGACGUAUCAUGUAACCAAAUACAUGGAAGUCUUCCUGCAACCAUAGGCCUCACUCUCUCGUCUCUCGAAUACUUCAACGUGGCCUCGAACCAAUUUGAUGGAUCAAUCCCAUUCUCAAUCUCUAAUGCAACGAACCUCCGUGUACUUCCACUAGAGGACAACAAUCUUUCAGGGAGCAUACCUUCUUUUGAACGCCUACAUAAUCUUGAAUGGUUUUCCAUUCGCUCCAAUCAUCUCGGAAGCGGGGGCUCCCAUGACUUGAGCUUCCUUUGCUCCUUAACAAAUGCCUCUAGCUUAAAAGAGUUGAAUGUCAUGGAAAACAGACUGGGUGGGUCACUGCCUCAGUGCAUUGGCAAUUUCUCCAUUACUCUCACAGCAUUGGGGGUAAGCAAGAAUGUUAUAACAGGGGAGAUCCCAAGAGCAAUUGGGAAUCUUGUGAACUUAGAAAAGUUGUAUGUGGAUGGCAACAGUCUUUCAGGUACAUUCCCGUUAGACUUGAAAAACCUUCAGAAUCUUACAUAUUUGAAUCUCUCAAACAACAAGUUGUCCGGGGUACUUCCAUCCUUUUUGCACAAUCUGAGCGAAUUGAUUUAUCUGUAUCUUGAUGGGAAUAACUUUCAAGGGCACAUUCCUCCGCAUCUUGAUAAGUGUCAACGAUUGCUGUCGCUUGAUCUUUCUAGUAACAAUCUCAGCGAUUCCGGAAUCCCAGUGGUCACAAGUCUCUUCUUUUUGAACUUAUCCCACAACCAUCUGACCGGGGCCCUUCCCAAGGAAAUAGGGGAGAUGAAGAACUUAAACUAUAUGGACAUAUCAGGAAACAUGUUAGAUGGUGACAUGCCAAGCAGUCUGGGCAAUUGUGCUGUACUCGUACUAUUAAGAUUGCAGGACAACCUCUUCCAAGGGUCCAUUCCUCAAUCCCUUAGUUCGUUAAGAGGCAUCAAAAUACUUGAUCUUUCAUGCAAUAAUUUAUCUGGAGGGAUUCCAAGGUUCUUGGAGGCAUUUGAUUUGGAAUAUGCUAAUUUAUCAUUUAACAAUUUUGAAGGCUCUCUACCAACUGAAGGAGUCUUUAAGAAUGCAACUGCCGCAUUUGUCAUUGGAAACGAGAUGCUCUGUGGAGGAAUUCCUGAAUUUCAUCUCCCUAAGUGCAUCUCUAAAAACUCCAAAAGCAAGCGGCUUGUCCAUAUCCUGAUACUUUCCAUCGCUAUCACCUUUGGGCUUCUGGGAGUAGCUCUUCUUCCUUUUUUGUACUCAUGUUGGUUGAAGGAGAAAAGAAAAGAGCCUAUUUCGAGCCCCGGAGGCGGUACAUGGCAGAAUCUACCUUAUGGAAUUCUCCUAAGAGCAACUAAUGGAUUUUCUUCAACUAAUUUGAUUGGUAUCGGUAGUUUUGGGUCUGUUUACAAGGGUAUACUCGAGAAUGGAACGGUUGUCGCUGUGAAGGUGCUGAAUGUAACUCGUCAUGGUGCAUUGAAGAGUUUCAUGGCUGAAUGUGAGGCUCUCAAGCACAUCAGACACCGAAAUCUUUUGAAAAUCCUGUCAGUAUGCUCAAGCAUUGAUUACUGCGGUAAUGAGUUUAAGGCUUUAAUCUACAAGUUCAUGGUUAAUGGCAGCCUUGAAGAGUGGUUACACCACCAUCAAGAACCGACCGAAGCAGAUGGGCCUUCAAAAUCUUUGAGCCUCCUCCGUAGGAUAAAGAUAGCCAUCGACAUUGCUUCUGCAUUGGAUUAUCUUCACAACCACUGUCACAGCCAAAUUAUUCAUUGUGAUCUAAAGCCAAGCAAUGUUCUCUUAGAUGAUGAGAUGGAUGGACAUGUCGGUGACUUUGGAUUGGCAAAAAUCGUCCUUGAAAAUACACCUGACACCAACUCAAAGAUAAGUUCAGCUGGUCUAAGAGGAACGGUUGGUUAUGCUGCUCCAGAAUAUGGAAUGGGAAGUGUGGUUUCUAGAGAAGGCGAUGUCUAUAGUUAUGGAAUGCUCUUGCUAGAGAUGUUCACCGGAAUCAGGCCCACAGAUGAGAGCUUCAAAGAAAAUUUGAACCUUCACAAUUUUGUUGUGGAAGCUUUGCCCGCCCGAGUUCUAGAAAUUACUGAUCCCAUUCUACUUCAGGGAAGAAAGAACUAUGCAUGCCAUAGCAGAGACAAUGCAGUUCAAGAGUGUCUGGUAAUGGUCUAUGGAAUUGGAAUUGGCUGCUCAGUUGGAGUACCCAGAGAGAGAAUGAGCAUCACAGAAGCUGGAACUCAACUAUGUUUGAUUAGGGACAAACUUCACGCAGCUGGUUUACAAGGAUAGGUAAUGACAUUUCUAAAAAUUCACCUAAAGCCUAGUCAAGCAUACAGAAGUGUGCCUGAACACUCGAGCACUGGGAAUGACUAACAUUUCUUUCCAGCCUAGACUAAGAGAGAGCAAUACAUAUUCUCAGAUAUACGUGGAGGGCGAAAUUCAAUGUUACAUCACAAGGCAUUGAAACAGCUGACUAGGAACCUCAUAUGUUACAUCUUACGUGUCUUUCUGCACUUGCACUAGAACAGUCAUGCUUAUAGGGCUUUGUGGUUCACUAAAAGAAUUGG
Molecule: messenger RNA, 3326 nt
Organism: Rhodamnia argentea
Lineage: Eukaryota; Viridiplantae; Streptophyta; Magnoliopsida; Myrtales; Myrtaceae
Product: probable LRR receptor-like serine/threonine-protein kinase At3g47570
Exons: 2
Coding region: 1-3048 (1015 amino acids)
Biological process (GO): protein phosphorylation
Molecular function (GO): ATP binding; protein binding; protein kinase activity
Source: RefSeq, a predicted model, not a curated record